GCGAGGCGCUCCUGGCCUCCCCAGCCAACUAGUUGAUCGAGCCCCGGGAGGGAAGUGGCCGCAGCCGCCCGGGCCGCCGGCCCUCCCGUCUCCCAACCGGGUCAGCGCUCCCCGGGGCCCACGCUGUGCCCCGUGCCAGCGGCCGGGACCCGCCCAAGUGACACGUACACAGUUGCUCCUAGCAUGACCGUGAUCUGAUCAGCAACCACGAGAAUCUGACUCCCGUGUGGGGUGCCUUAGUGCUGGGGCCUGGUCACCGCCCACAACUCCAGAGCUGCCAUGGCUGCUGCCUCUACGUCCACCCCUGUCAUUUCACAGCCCCAGAAGCCUUGGUGUAGGUGUGGAAAUGGGAACCAAUUGCAUUCAUCCAAGACUGGUGUUAUUCUAAGAAAUUGUUACAGAAGUGCAGUGGAGCAAGUAGAUUAAAAGUUCACAGCCAUGAAUGAACCACAGUGCUUCUACAAUGAGUCCAUUGCCUUCUUUUAUAACCGGAGUGGAAAGUACCUUGCCACAGAAUGGAACACAGUUAGCAAGCUGGUGAUGGGACUUGGCAUCACCGUCUGUAUCUUCAUCAUGUUGGCCAACCUGCUGGUCAUGGUGGCAAUCUAUGUCAACCGCCGCUUCCAUUUUCCUAUUUAUUACUUAAUGGCGAAUCUGGCUGCUGCGGACUUCUUUGCUGGGUUGGCCUACUUCUACCUAAUGUUCAACACAGGACCCAAUACUCGGAGACUGACUGUUAGCACGUGGCUCCUGCGUCAGGGCCUCAUUGACACCAGCCUGACAGCCUCUGUGGCCAACUUACUGGCCAUUGCAAUUGAGAGGCAUAUUACGGUUUUCCGCAUGCAGCUCCACACGCGGAUGAGCAACCGGCGGGUGGUGGUGGUGAUUGUGGUCAUCUGGACCAUGGCCAUCGUUAUGGGGGCCAUACCCAGUGUAGGCUGGAACUGCAUCUGUGAUAUUGAAAACUGUUCCAACAUGGCACCCCUCUACAGUGACUCUUACUUGGUCUUCUGGGCCAUUUUCAACUUGGUGACCUUCGUUGUCAUGGUGGUUCUCUAUGCUCAUAUCUUUGGCUAUGUUCGCCAGAGGACUAUGAGGAUGUCUCGGCAUAGUUCUGGGCCGCGGCGCAAUCGGGAUACCAUGAUGAGUCUUCUGAAGACUGUGGUCAUCGUGCUUGGUGCCUUUAUCAUCUGCUGGACUCCUGGAUUGGUCUUGUUACUUCUUGACGUGUGCUGCCCACAGUGUGACGUUCUGGCCUAUGAGAAGUUUUUCCUUCUGCUUGCCGAGUUCAACUCUGCCAUGAACCCCAUCAUCUACUCCUACCGCGACAAGGAGAUGAGCGCCACCUUCAGGCAGAUCCUCUGCUGCCAGCGCAGUGAGAACACCAGCGGCCCCACGGAAGGCUCCGACCGCUCAGCGUCCUCCGUCAACCACACCAUUCUGGCUGGAGUUCACAGCAACGACCACUCCGUGGUUUAGAAAGGAAACUAACUAAGAUGAGUCGCGGCCAUCAUCUACUGAGGGAUGAUCAUCCUCCCCUUUCCCAAAGGCAGGGGCAGGGUGAGGUGUGAGAGAGAGGAAAAACACACUCGUGUACUUAAACACUAACCCAUGGCAGUAUUUGUUCCUAGACCCACCAAGACUUGAUGUAUAUUGAAAAAUUAGCUUAUGGGACAACCCUCAUCCUACUCCCCGUUCCUUUUGAAAGUAGAAAGUGGAGACCUUGCAAUAGAAUUCAUAAACAGACUCUGGAGUGUCCAUUUACACUACACUAACUAGUCUUCAAAAGAUUUUGUGUGGUUUGGUGCAAGUCAGAAUCCAUUCUGACUAAUUGAAUCCACAACUUCAUUUACAUACAGGCUUCCCUGUUUUUCUUUUUAAAGGAUACAUUUCAUUUAAUAAACAUGUUUAUGCCUAUCAGCAUGCUUGUGAUGGAUAAGACUAUAGACUGUUUUUAAACGAUCAUAACUCCAUUUUUUUCCUUAUGUAGGAAAACUGUAAAUUAGAAUUACUUUUUUAGAAAGCAUGCAUGUAAUGUAUGUAUGCAGUAUGCUGUACUUAAAAAGAUAAAAGGGUAUUAAUUUUAAAUCUUCUAGGAAAUAGAAGAACCUAGAUGUCAAAGCCAGUAUUUGUUUAGGUUAUGAAACAAACAAUGAUCUAAUCACAAUAUUACCUUUUUUAUUAAAGUGUUGUAACAUGUAUAAAACAAACAGGGAAUGUAAGUUUAUUAUCAGAAGAAUAUGUUGUACUCUAUAAAAGUUAUAGAGAUGAGCACAGUGGUAUUGUUCCCACAUAUUUAUAAUAUCCAAGUACAUUCUAAUUAUUAGUUCAUCAGAGGAAUUUUUUAAUGACCUGUGUUUUUCUGUAUCAUAAUACAUAGUCAUUGUAGAAAACUUGAAAAAUACAGAAAUGUAUAAAACAUUCAGAAAAAAUACUGAUAAUAUCACAACGCAGAAGUAAGCACCAUUAACAGUUUUUCCCCUUUGUAUGCCUAUAUGUAUAUUGUAUACCUUUUUAUAUAAUUGGGAUCAUACUGUAAACAGUUUUAUAACCAGUUUGUUUUUUCCACUGCAUAAUUGCCACAUUUUCCUAUGGCAUUAAAAAUUUUACAAAAACAUAAUUUUAAUGGCUAUAUAAUAUUCCAUUUAAUGGAUGCAACUCAGUUUAUUUAACCAUUCCUGUAUUGUUGACUACUUAGGUUAUGUCUAAUUUUCACUAUUAUAAAUAAUGUUGCAAAAAUUUUAUGUACAUAAAGCUUUGUCCAUAUAAUUGAUUAUUUACUUAGGACAUAUUCCCAUGAAGGAUUUUUUUUUUUAUGUGAAAUGUCUUUUUAUGCUCUUACCUUUUAUAAAAGGGGAUUUCCUGCUUUUGCCCUAUGUAGGUGGCAAUUGUGAGGAAAGCCAGUUAAAUUACCUUUUUACAAAGGAAAUGCAGUGGUUACUUUAGUUGAGAGUGACUUUUUUAUAUAACAAGAUGGACUAGAAACAGUCAACUGCCACAAAUAGCCAGGAUACCCUACUUAAUAUGUCUAGCAAUUCCAAAUUUCAUUUGAGCAAUAGAUGAUCCAGCUCUCGGUAGCCACAACUCUAGUGUAGAAUUGAAGACAAUGCAAAGAAAUCAAACAUGCCGAGUGAAUAAAGGAUCAUCUUCAUAUUAAAUAGCUUCUGUAGCAAAUGGGUUGAGCGUGUUGGUAUGUGACUGGAUACUGUGUAUUCUCUAAGGUCACCCCCAUAGAUGCCGCCAUAUUAGGUGAUACCUGUUCAACUGUCCAGGUAAACUAAUUAUUGCACCAGUUUGUCAUAAUAAGUAACCAGUAAAGUCACAGUCACGAAGCAGGUGUGGGAAAGUCAGGAGUAUGUUUGAGAGAGAGAUGUCCAGAAGAAGAAUGGUUAUUGAGGAAGGAGGAGGUUAGUGCAUGGUCACCAUUUGAGCAGAGGGCAGACUCAACAAGUGCCCAAACUGGAAAGAAUAUGGGGAACCGGUUAGCAGAAAGGUGUUUGCACAGACUUUACACAAAAUACAGAGCAUUUUAUAGUGGAAGGGAAACAAAUGAACUUGGGCUUUACUCAUGCGCAUUUAUUCUGAAGGAGAUAUGGACUAUUUGAAAUUUAAAAACAUACUAAUUGGACUUUAAUAAAUCAUUCUCAAUCAGUGUUUGCUAAUGUGUGGUUCUGG
Messenger RNA from Mesoplodon densirostris (Blainville's beaked whale), 3675 nucleotides. RefSeq names its product lysophosphatidic acid receptor 1 (gene LPAR1). The record is from RefSeq and is a predicted model, not a curated record. Lineage: Eukaryota; Metazoa; Chordata; Mammalia; Artiodactyla; Ziphiidae. Gene Ontology annotation, cellular component: membrane. The coding region runs from base 439 to 1479 and encodes 346 amino acids. The transcript has 5 exons. Gene Ontology annotation, molecular function: lysophosphatidic acid receptor activity. Gene Ontology annotation, biological process: neurogenesis; phospholipase C-activating G protein-coupled receptor signaling pathway.